AUGGGGGAACAACAUGUUGGGUUUCAUAGUGAGGUUCCUGACAACCAUGCCUUCACUGCCACUGAAAUCCAAGAGCUUUUAUCCCUCUUUCUACUCAACCACGCCACCUCCGACUCCCAGGCUUCCAAUCCCACCACCACAGACCAGAGGAAGCUCCGCCGUAUGUUAUCCAACCGGGAGUCUGCCCGCCGCUCGCGGUGGAGGAAGAAGAGGCAUUUGGAAGAUCUCAACAAUGAGUUGAACCGGUUGAUGACCCAGAACCGCCACUUGAAGGACCGGCUCGCCCGGAUUCUCAACUGCCGUCAUGUCGUUUUGACACAAAAUGAUUGGUUGUGGUUGGAGUCCGUGGGCCUUCGCUCCAGGCUUUCGGAUCUUUGCCGGAUCUUGACCGCCAUGUCAUCGCCGUCCAACACGUUCACCUAA
Messenger RNA from Cucurbita pepo subsp. pepo (vegetable marrow), 423 nucleotides. Its product is annotated as basic leucine zipper 4. The record is from RefSeq and is a predicted model, not a curated record. Gene Ontology annotation, biological process: positive regulation of DNA-templated transcription. NCBI's taxonomy places the organism in Eukaryota, Viridiplantae, Streptophyta, Magnoliopsida, Cucurbitales, Cucurbitaceae. Gene Ontology annotation, cellular component: nucleus. Gene Ontology annotation, molecular function: DNA-binding transcription factor activity; transcription cis-regulatory region binding.